CGAAUUUAUAUCGGUAUUAAAUUUAUAGCAAUCUGCGAAGCGUGUAAAACUUUAGUUGAUUUAAACUUUGAUAAUAAUCCGAGAAACAAGUGCACAGUCCAGAGUGCCAAAAUAGUGAAGAAAUAAUGAGUUUAAUGAUUCUGUAACUGUAUCGGAAGGAAUGAAUUCGUUUUUCGGCUUCGACACCAGCUUGCCAUCGGUAGACGAGCAGGAUGGAUUCCGCGGCGAUAGGACAGGAGCGACCAAUGGUUGCGAUCACAGUAUCGAUUCCGAAGGCGAAUACGAUGCUCUCAAUGAUGAAACUUUCGGUGAUCCAGACAAAGGAGAUUGGGAGAAUACGCACGAAACGCUGGUGCGUCUGGAGAAGGGCGGUGGUUUCAGUGAUGGCAUUGAAAACGGCAGGGAGGAGCUGUUUGAUGAUGAUGAAUUAGACCUUCAUUUGUCGAGGUUUGAUUUUGGCGACGGAGAUGAAAGCGUCAGCAGUGCAGCUGAUUUGAGUUUGGAUGAAGACAUCAGAAGUCGGCUGCGGUUGGAUCCAAGUAUUUGGGAUAGCCCAGUGAAGAAGCAGCCGGUUCAAGCUUUGCCACCGGCCAGACAUGAAGUGCAAAGCAUGUUUCCAAGUUUACCAGCGACUCCUAUGCUAAAUGAGUUUGCUGGACCUUUCGGAGUGAAUUUUUCUACGACGCAACCUCCCAUUAAGAUGCUAUCAGUGGAGGAUAUCGAAAGGAGUAUAAUUCAAAAACAACAACAGCAGCAGGAGCACAUUAAAAAGGAGAAGGAACAGCAGCAGAAGAUUCUACAGGAGAAUCAGAAAAACAAGGAAGUGAAGAAAUCGAUCCCAGUUCCAAUAGUUAACCCCUCUAUUCAGCCGCUGUUGCCUUCUGCACAACUAUUGGCAAUCCGGAAUCAAAUGUUUCCUCCUCCACCUCUGCUGAAUCACCAAUCUCGAAUGCCAGUUGGAUUUUUACCAUACAAUUUCCUGCCGGCACAUUAUUCUACACCCAUCAAUAAUUUGGCGAUGCAUCCUGGAUUUCCGGCUGGAGUAGGGCAUCAGUUUGGUCUGUUUCCGCGUAUCCCGUUGCCCAUCCAACCGAAUCUAAUUCAGAACAUCCAAAAUAAUCAGUUUAAUAAGAAGUUGGUUCAAGAAAUUCAACAAAAUCAUCCGAUGCUUUCUUUCAAUCGUCAGAAUCAGCAUAAUAAUAAAAAUCUCAAUCAUCAGCGGCAUAGCAACAUUCCGAGAGGAUCGGACUACGACGAGUAUGCGAACCUGAUGUCCAAUCGCGAGAAACAGUGGCUUAUCGGAAUUCAGCUAACUCAACUGAAUUCUGACGCUCCUUACAUCAGCGAUUACUACUUUACCGUCUACAAGGAACGUCUGACUGCUUUGAAAGGAAACAACGAAAGCAAGGCGUACAAGGAUAACCAAUUGAAUCAUCCUUUCACUCAACCGAAAGGGCACGCUCAACUUUUGCUGAUGUCUUCUAUGGCCAGGAACUGCGGAAUGUUGCACGGCUAUAAUCGCGAGCGGAAGAUUUCCGAGUCAUGGAAUAAUGAACAGAAGGAUCAACCACCUCGCACAUAUACACCGCUGCAGUUUGAGAAUUCGCUUGGAAAAUUGCAGUGCGGAAGCGUAACAGCGCCUCGGAAGAUAAUAGACAUGGACGUCGUUGGGAACGAAUUGUCCAAUCAGAACAAUACCAGCCUGGAAUUGUCCAUGCAGAGAAAGUCUCGCCAUAUUCUACUACACAUCGAAACUUUAUUCAAAGUUGUACUCAAGAUGGAAGAUUUAUCAAAUCCAGCAGCGAUCGAAGCCGCCUUGAUAGUUAAGGAAAAACGAGAGAAGGAACGCAUGGCUCAGCAAAGUGACAAUUCUUCUCAAAAUGUAUCUAUCUCAUCUAAUGCUGAACCGGACACAUCUGACGAGCUGCUAGUGGUACUGAUGAGUGGUCUCACUCAGGACAAGGUCACAUUGACGCUAGGUGUACGCAAAGGGAAGAUUCUCCUCCGACGAAUCUUUGUCCUGCUGAGAGAGCAUCCUUCCCGUUGGACACUAUGGAGCACAGUUUUCUCUGCAAUCCCAUUCCUACUGAAGAAGGACCGCGAUGAUCAAGAAGGCGUUCUAUUUGCUCUGUACACCGAAUUCGAACGACAUGUUCAGUACAGCCAGUUCUUGGAUUUGCUGAAACUGUCCCAAACGAUUGGAACUGAGAAAAUCCUUACUUUCCUAACCAGCUGCAAGUUUCUUCUCUCCUCCGUAAUUACCAUUAUAUUUCAAAUGGAGGUGCUGCUGUCCAAAACACCCGACACAGUCACACCGACCGAUACUAGCAAGUGGAUUGACUGUCUGGAGCUCAUAACCGGUAUAGUGAGCAAACUGAUUUCAACGUCAACGCCGAGUUGCAAUCUGCAGCACGCGAUCAAGAUCGACCGGGAAAACAAUAUUGUGCGCACCGUUCGAGUCCAUCUGGAGCGGUUUCCGCAGCAAGUGAAGGCGAAUGAUUUCCUCAAAUUUAUCACGGCGGAUCCUACGAGCAACGAUGUGACCACGCCUUCGACGAAGAAGUAAAUUGCAAGGAUGGACCCAGUUCGUUCUGCUCGUUGGCUUUUGAGAAGAGGCUCAAACUUUCAAAAUUUGAUGCAUUUUUAUUACCCAAGAAGGACAACAUCCUGAUCGUUUUUAUAUGUUUGUUUUAUAAACCUAGUGUAAAGGUAGAGAUAAACACAUGCCGCAUUAAAGUGUGCUUAAUCAUUUACACAAAAAGUACAAUAAUUGGUAUUUAUUUAAUAUUUGAUUCUAUAUCGGUACAGGUUACGCACGCUGCGCUGCUGAAGAGUGAAAGUUAGGGGAAUGAUUUGAGUAAAACAGUAACAAAACAAGAAUGAUAAAAAUAAAUUAAAUUGAACUGCCACAAAGGGUUGUAAAGUCAUGCUCCGGCAAGUCUCUUUUAGUCCUUCCUUUAGAACUUGAUAUUUGAUAAUUUUAAGUUAUAAUAAUAAUUAUUAUUUGAAUUGAUGAUUACAACCAAUAAGAGAUUCGAGAUAACGAGUUUAGAUUGACUAUUAAACAAAUUCAAGUUAAUUUUAGGUCAAUUUAGUUAGUUGAUGAUAAAAACGAACGAGGAUUUGAGAAUAUAUUAUUAUUAUUAAAAUAAAUCUAACAGUGGCUUGAAUGGAUAAUUUUAUCACAGUAGAUUCUGAUCGGAAUACUUCUUCUUAUUCGCAUUUCAAGCUUAUUGCUUAGUGCAUAUUAGCUCAUUGUGUGCUCUCAACUUAGUGUUCUAAAUGCACUUCCACAGUUAUCAAUUGAGAGCUUUCGAUGCCAAUACCAAUGCAUGAAUUUGUAUAUUGUGUGGCAAGCAUGCCCAGGGAAGUCGAGAAAAUUUCCAUCCCGAAAGAUUCCUACGACCGGACCGGGAAUCGAACCCGCCCGCCUCCGUCUUGGUAAUACCGUGUUUUUACUGUCUAGGCUAUGAGGCCCCUUAUACAUAGGGUUUAGAUCGGCUUAAGCCCCCCGAGACCCUAUUGCUAGCAAGGGGUUAACAAAAACAGUAUAGGAGUACAUACACUCAUUUUUUUUAUACGGUUGGUGCCGCUGAGUCGUAAUUUACACGGUACGUUUUUAACGAUUUCUCGAUAUCGAUACAACCAAUCUACUUGUUUCGAAUCAAAUAAUCCGUUUCAAGCCAUAGGCAUACUUUAGAAAAAAAUACAGAACUUUUUUAAAUAUGUCUACAUGGACCGUAGCAUGCUGUAAAUACGAUUGGCAUGAAAUCUUCGUUGUUUUUUAACACGGUACAUAUACUAUCCAUGAACGCAUAACAGUCCCAUUAGAAUAGGAAAUCAAGCAAGGUUGUGACUGGUAUGCUUUGAUGGGCAGUACCCGGUGUAAAAAAGACCUGAGUGUAUACUAAUAGACUGAGUAACCCUAAUAAAAAUGUUAUGGUUAACGACGCUUAACGACGUGUUCGGGGUAUCAUCCAAAUCAUUUGUAGAAUAGUUCAAUUAUUUGGAUUAUCGUUCGUUUAUGGUAAUUUUUUAUUAGGGAAAACCUCUCUAGAUUCCUAGAAAAUCGAGAAAUUUUUUACUCAGUAGUCUAUGAGUAAUCUACGUUCUUGCGAAUUUGAGUGAACGUAGCUUAAAUUUGAGCUGGUUUAAUUGGCCGUGCAGGGUAUUUGUCUUCUCUAGAUUGAAAACCAUUAGUCAGUCUCCGUCUGGGUUGCCAAAAGGAAAUUUGUGUUUUUGUUCCAAAAAAUCUUUUUAUCCUAUUUUCUGUCCAAAAAAACCUGUGAUGAUAUCUGUGUUGAAAGUUUAUGAAUUAAAUCCAUUAAACAUGUUCUUAGCAAAGUGAUCAAGCGAGUUUUCUGAUCAUGAAACUGAAACUAAUAAAAAUGUAUGUGUUAUAAAUUACUAUUGACUUAGACAAAAAUGCGAGGGGGCGACUCUAUGCAGGAAACUUUACUUUGCUUUUGUGAUAUGCGCUUAAUAGAUAGGAUUACGAUUGAUGAUGAUUUUAUUUCCUGCAAAAAGUGGAGACCGAUGCGAGUGUGGAUUUAGAUGCAAAAGAAUAAAACAGAUUUUUUGUAAAUUGACUUGCUAGCAUCAGAUUUAUCGACCAUCUAAAAUUGAGAUUUAUAUGUGUCGCAACAGAAAUAAAUACUUUUUACAAAACUCAUUCUACUUUUUUUAUAUCGCAGAAAAUAAAUAUGUAGAUACAAGAGUAGGUGAUGAGAACAUUGCUCUGAAGUGAAAAUAAAAGUUGUCUUUUAAACAACUUAUGUUUUAUUUUUGGAAUGUUUUAUCAUAAUUUAAAAAUCUGUGUGAUCUUUUAAAACCUAAAAAUCUAUGAUCUGUGAAUACAGAUUCUUGGUUUUUAAUACUCCGAAUAAUCUGUAGAAGCACAGAUUAAUCUACAGUUUUGUCAACCUUGGUCUCCUUAUCGAAGAGGUGGUUGAUAUUUGAUCGUUGAACGUCAUGCUCCAAAAUGUAAUGCAACAAUUAGUAGGAUUCCGGAUUGUGUGCAUUGCACAAAAUCUUAAAUGUGUACAAUGCAUCCCGAAUUUUCUGGUUGAGAUUGUCAAAAAUAUACUAUGUAUUGCAAAAUAUAGUUUUUUUUAAACACUUUAUUUGUUCCAAAUUCAAAAUAAAUUACAUUUCAUUUUAACCAUGGUGCUCCAGUUACUACAGUAACUUACCAGCCUUAAUUGUUAUGAUAUAUAUCCAAGUAUUUUUACAUUGUUCGUGUCUUGGCAAUUCAGUAUUUUA
Molecule: messenger RNA, 5262 nt
Organism: Ochlerotatus camptorhynchus
Lineage: Eukaryota; Metazoa; Arthropoda; Insecta; Diptera; Culicidae
Product: protein PAT1 homolog 1-like
Exons: 2
Coding region: 161-2566 (801 amino acids)
Biological process (GO): deadenylation-dependent decapping of nuclear-transcribed mRNA; P-body assembly
Cellular component (GO): P-body
Molecular function (GO): RNA binding
Source: RefSeq, a predicted model, not a curated record